UGGUUUUCUGGAAAAUAGAGAAAAUAAUAAUUUGCACUACCCCAAAUGUUUCCAAUCACAUUAUUGUUGUUGCUAUAUUUUGGCAAUGUCACGGGACAGCAACAGCCACCGCCGCAACAGAAUACCACACUCAAACCGCUACCACCCACCCCUACUCAGCAACCAACACCUGCAGCUGCAGGCAGAAUAAAGCCAACAGGUAAAGAAUAUGUCGAAGAGAAGACUUAUUUGUUGGAUUGGCUGCUGACGGGAUGCUGGGGCAAGAAGAAGUGCAACGAAAUAGGUGAGCAAAAGCUCUACGAAUACCAAGGAUUUGAUGGCUGGUACAAUAACGUUGGACGACCGGAACUUGGUGCUAUUGAUACACCGUUAUUAAGAAGAAGCCCAGCAGCCUACAAAGACGGAGUUUACCAGCCAUCAGGGUUCAACAGGCCAGAACCCUUGGAGCUUAGUGAAAACUUAUUGUUCGGACCAUCCGGGACAACGUCGCAAACUGGCAAAAACGCGUUUCUUGUAUUUUUUGGGCAACAAGUUGUCGAAGAAAUUCUGGAUGCUCAAAGACCUGCCUGUCCUCCGGAAUAUUUCAACAUAAAAAUACCAGAGCACCAUACGUACAGAGGUCUUCACUCGGAACUGCCUAUUCUUCGUACGAGGUACGACGCUCGAACAGGCUUUUCGCCAAAUAAUCCCAGACAACAGUUGAAUGAAAUCACUCCUUAUCUCGACGGAGGACUCAUGUACGGUACAACAAAAGCAUGGUCAGAUGUUUUGCGAACCAACGAGGAUGGGAAGAUCGAUGAGGACGGAAAAUUAGCGACGUCUUUGAACGGACUUUUCCCUAUAAAAAAUACCGUGCGACUUCCGAUGGCUAAUCCACCUCCACCAUUAAAUCACGACAACUACACCACACGGCACGAGACUGAGCAUGUGAGCAGAUUUUUCAGGCUUGGAAAUCCUAGAGGUAAUGAAAAUCCUUUUCUUCUAACAUUCGGAGUUCUGUGGUUCAGAUGGCACAACGUUAUUGCAAUGCACCUUCGUAAGUUGCAUAUGGAGUGGACGAGUGACGAAAUAUUCUAUGAAGCUAGGAAAUGGGUAAUUGCUACCCAGCAACAUAUUGUAACCAAUGAAUGGUUGAAGGAAUGGCUCGGCACUGAGUUACCAGCCUACAAAGGAUAUGAUCCCAGCAUCGACCCACAAAUAGAUCAAUUCUUUCAAGCCGCCGCCUUCCGAUUCGGCCAUACCCUCGUUCCUCCAGGUGUACAAACAAGGGACUACAGCAGAAAUAAAUGUGCUCCUAAAGGUAUAAUACGAACAUGCAACAGUUUUUGGAGACCCAAGGAGGCUAUUCUAGAAACGGUGAAUGAUACCGAUGAAAACUUACUCGACGAAGGAAUGAACAGACUUAUUAUGGGCAUGACAGCUCAAUUGUGCGAAAAAGAAGACCAUAGGAUAGUGGAAGAUUUGAGAGGCAAUGUGUUUGGUCCCUUAGAAUUUUCCAGGCGUGACCUGAUGGCCAUCAACAUUCAGCGAGCUCGCGAUCACGGACUUCCAGACUACAAUACAGUCAGAGAAUUAUUCGACUUACCCCGCGUUGAGAACUUCUCAUUUUUCCGAUACGCAGACCCAAAGAUAAAAGAUAAUUUUACAAGAUUGUAUAAAAACAAUUUCGACGAUAUCGAUCUUUGGGUAGGAGGUAUUUUGGAAACUAACACUGGGCCCGGUGAGCUCUUUCAAAAAAUAAUAGUCGAUCAGUUUAGGAGAAUAAGGGACGGCGAUAGAUUUUGGUAUAAAAAUAAAAGGAAUGGGUAUGUAGACGGUCGUAGACAAAACAAUUAUACAUCCGCAAACCAUUUUAUCGAGAUGGAGAAUAAAUUUUCAAUUUCGUUUCACAGAUUAUUCACAGAGAACCAGAUAAAGCGGAUAGAAAAAUUAUCGUUUUACGAUGUUUUGCUUUCUGUAACGAAUUUAAGACCAGAAGACAUCCAAAUCAACCCCUUUCACGUCCCAUAUGAAGGGGAUGAAGUGGUGAAGCGGUGCGAACGUGUCUACAAGCAGAACAUGUGCCCACAUUCCAAGAUCUCGCCCAAAUGCUGGCACAUACCACUUAAUGUGAGCGAUCUUAGUCCGUGUAGUAGUCCGGCUACUUACGACUACUUUUCAACUAGCGACGUCUCGUUUAUACUCACCUUUUUGGGAGUAUCAAUGUUCAUACUUGGUCUUGUUAUCAUGCUGCAAAUAAUGCUGCGCCUAAGACGCAGAGAGCACAGGACUAUGACUAGGAAAAUUGAUGCCAAGUUGAGAGAAUCAGUGAUGCGUGGGAAAAACAUCGAUGAAGUUUACACAGCCAAUGAAUGGAUCAGUCACACCAAACCACUAAGACCAAUACUUUUGACAUUGAACAAGGUAAAGAAACAAAUAGAAGUUCGAAGCCUACGUGCUCAGCUUAUAAGAGCCCUGGAUCUGACUCACAGUCAACUUACAGGGAUUCAUACACCAACCGAUAGAUCCUUCAUUUUGAUCAGAGUAGAGAACCAUUAUGAUCUGGUUUUAAAAUUUGGGUCAGAAUACUUGAAAGACUUAUUUUUGAGAGGCUUUGAACAGUUCGCUAUUGCAGCUGAUAUAAAGAGAGAAUAUAUAACAAGUCCUACAACGACGAUGAUGCUAAAGCAUGCAGUGACAAAGAAAAAAAGACAGCAGACAAUUGAGAGAUUCUUCCGAGUAGUGUUCGGCCAGGGUUUCCAUAUAGCAAACUCACAAGACGAAAUUUGGGAGAUGGACUCAAAGAUAUCCAAAGAGGUGAUCUAUACUGAGCUAACAAUCGCCGAAUUUGCCGAAGCCUUGAGCAUGGCUCCUGAAGCACAAUUCGUAAAAAAGAUGUUUGAUCUAGUUGACAAGGACAAGAACGGAUUUAUAUCGUUCAGAGAAUUCAUGGACAUGUCUGUGAUAUUUUACAAUGGGGACGUGAAUCAAAAAGUUAAACUUAUGUUCGAUAUGUAUGACAUCAAUGGUAGUGGUUCAUUGACCAGGAAGGAGUUCUUUGACAUGUUUAGAUCAUUCAUGGAAAUAGUAAACGCUGAUGUUAAAGAGGAGGAGCUAAGCCUGGCAAUAGAAGAAAUGACCAGAGCAGCUGGCUUAUCAAAUAAAAAAGACAUUCGUUUUGAAGACUUUCAACGUCUCCUAGGGGACUACAAGAGCCGUUUAUGCAUAGAGUUUAACUUGCCCGGAUCAUCGACAACCAAGCAAACUUUUGUUUCACAAGCUCAGAGAGUGGUCGAGAGCAUGUAUGGCGAUCCACGAGAAAUAUCAUCCCGUGUUCAGGGUAAUUUACACAGAGAACAAGACCAAACAGACAGAGAUGAUGUCAUUGCCAAAGAUGAGGAGCUAUUGCUUGCCAAAAAUCAAAUAAAAAGAUACUGGUAUCCCACAACUAAAUACAUCGCCGACAAACAACUAGAGAUAUUCUGGGUAUUUUUAUACACAUCAGUUUUAAUUGCGAUUUUUGCAGAGAGAGCCUACUACUAUCACGUAGAACGUGAACACUCGGGUUUGCGACGGAUCGCAGGCGCUGGAGUGACGAUUACCAGAGGUGCUGCAUCAGCGAUGAUGUUCACUUACUCGACUUUACUAUUAACUAUGUGCCAGAAUACUAUAACUAUACUCCGAGAAACGUUGCUGCAAUACUAUGUCCCAUUUGAUUCAAGUUUGGACAUGCACAAGUAUACUGCAUGUUGGGCUCUUUUUUUCACUGUGAUGCACGUGUUGGGCCAUGCCCUCAAUUUCUAUCAUAUUUCAACGCAAACUUCGGAUGACCUGACGUGUUUGUUUCCAAAUUUUUUCCACGGAACACACGAGAUUCCAAAGUUUCAUUAUUGGUGUUGGCAGACAAUGACGGGGGUAACUGGAAUCGCAUUAACAGUUCUAGCUGCUACAAUCUUUCUAUUUUCACAUUCCCUUGUUAGAAAAAAGUUCUACAACUUGUUUCGAUACGCACAUUCAAUGUAUCCAAUAUUUUUCAUCCUCAUGAUUCUUCAUGGCACAGGAAGAUUGAUUCAGCAACCAUUCACACACCUUUUUCUAUCUGGGCCAGCCAUUCUGUUUACCAUUGAUAAAAUUAUAACUAUGACAAGAAAAACUAUAGAGAUACAAAUCGUAGAAGCAGAAUGUCUUCCCUCAGGGGUAACUUGCCUCAAAUUCAGGAAGCCACCAAAUUUCCAAUAUAAAUCUGGACAGUGGGUCAGAAUUGCAUGUUCAGAUUUUAAUCCCAACGAGUACCAUCCUUUCACUUUAUCUUCCGCACCAAACGAGUCAUACUUAACAGUUCACAUUAGAGCUGUUGGCCCCUGGACUACGGAGAUCCGUCUUAGAGUAGAUCCAACAUUAAUAAGUGAUCCAAUUCUUCCAACGAUUCGGGUGGACGGACCAUAUGGAGAAGCAGCACAAGAUUGGUACAAGUAUGAUUUAGCAAUUAUGGUUGGAUCUGGAAUAGGAGUAACUCCAUUUGCUUCCAUCUUGAAAGAUAUAGUCUAUAAAUCAAAUCUUCAACAAAGUGUGGGAUGCAAAAAGGUUUACUUUUUGUGGGUUACUAAAACCCAGAAACAAUUUGAAUGGAUGGUUGACAUAUUGAGAGAAUUGGAAGCAGCAGAUGAAAACAAUGUGGUGAUAUCUCACAUUUUCAUAACACAAUUCUACCAGAAAUUUGAUUUGCGAACUAUAUUCCUGUACAUGUGUGAGCGCCAUUUUCAAAAAGUAGCUAACAAAUCAUUGUUCACUGGAUUAACUGCAGUUACACAUUUUGGUCGGCCAAAUUUCUUACAGUUUUUCAGGAGUAUAUGUCAACUAAAUACCAGCACCCCUCGAGUCGGAGUAUUCAGCUGCGGGUCCAGAUCUGUAACGCAGGCUGUCAACCAGGCAUGUCACACUCUUAACCAAGAAGCUACUAACGACACGUUGUUCAAACACCACUACAAAUCAUUUUGAGCCAAAAGCAUAAAUCAUCAAACGCCAUUAGCAGCAUUCAAAAAUGUUCAGUAUAAGUAGUGCGUUACUGUCACAGUAAAGGAGAACCUCAGCGGACUUAUUUCAACAUUCGAAAGCGUUGAAGUUAGUUUCGCUAGCGACACAGCGACCACAUACAUGACAUUGAUACUUUUUUAUACAUGAUGGGUAUUGCAAAAGUAUGGACAAUUAGUCAAUAAAUUGUUCUAUAUUUACCUCAA
This is a messenger RNA of Athalia rosae (coleseed sawfly), 5216 nucleotides long. RefSeq names its product dual oxidase-like. Bases 46 to 4977 code for a protein of 1643 amino acids. Gene Ontology annotation, biological process: superoxide anion generation; defense response; response to oxidative stress. Gene Ontology annotation, molecular function: peroxidase activity; heme binding; superoxide-generating NAD(P)H oxidase activity. The record is from RefSeq and is a predicted model, not a curated record. The transcript has 25 exons. Gene Ontology annotation, cellular component: NADPH oxidase complex; plasma membrane. NCBI's taxonomy places the organism in Eukaryota, Metazoa, Arthropoda, Insecta, Hymenoptera, Athaliidae.